This is a messenger RNA of Bradysia coprophila, 2246 nucleotides long. RefSeq lists its product as uncharacterized. The record is from RefSeq and is a predicted model, not a curated record. NCBI's taxonomy places the organism in Eukaryota, Metazoa, Arthropoda, Insecta, Diptera, Sciaridae. Gene Ontology annotation, cellular component: nucleus.
UGAACCGUGAGAGAGUAGAAAGAGUACACGAUCGUUCCAAAGUUUUGCUUUCAUUGCAUUCCGCUGUUAUAACCUCUUUUUUCAAUAAAAUUAAAAUUCGGUAAAGCUAUCGUGAUGGGAGUUUUUCAACUUGCAACGUUUAUGAAAGAAUCAUUGCCCAAUGGGACAUGUGAAGUAUCGAUUAAAAGGGAAUGCCAACAAUUUCAAGAGAGAACCGGAGAGCGACCAACACUAGUCUUUGACGUUUUGUCAAUAUUUGCGAUAUUUCGAAACAACAAAGUGUGGACUUUGUGUGGAGGACGUCAUCAAAUAUUCCGCAAGGAAUUUGAAACGUUUUUGGAAAAUCUUUCCGAAUUUGCUAAUUUGGUAUUCUAUGAGGAUGGACCAAGCGUCAAAAUAAAAGAACUUACAAAGACCAAUCGACGAAGAGAUAGACAAGACUUGGAAAUUGAGAUCAUCAAGCAAAUUGAUGAAGGAACGCCGCUGAAAGAAUUAACCAACGUUCCACGUAUUAAAACGUCCCUGGGCUUCCUAAGAAAAUUUGGAAAACACUUCAUUGCCGUGACAAAAGAAUGCGAUACAGAAAUCGCACGUUAUGCCAGUAACGAUUCAUCAGUUUUAGCUGUUCUGUCCGAAGACACUGACUUCCUUAUUUUUCCUGGACCCUGGCGAUAUUUUUCGAUUGAAAGUGUUAACUUGAAAGACACCGAUUUGACGACAAUUGAAUACAGUCGAACUGCAUUGCGCAACUACUUGGGAUUGAACGACAAGCAAAUGAUUAUUUUGUCAACACUCGGCGGAAAUGAUAUUGUGGGUCGUCUGGAAGUGCGUCAGUUCCACCGAAGACUUGGCUGCACGCGAGAAAACAAAUUUCCAUUGCUUGCAAAGUAUAUCAAAGGACUUCCAAUGAAAUUUUAUCCACUUCUCUACACAAUUGCCAGUGAAGUCUUGCGUAAUGACCUACCGCAAACAACGGAUCGACUCAAUGAAUCUUUCGAACAGUACAAUAUCAAGUUCGAUACUGACGACUACAGCUCAGACCCAUUAUUGCGCUAUUGCUUGGAAAACAAAUUAAAAUGCUGUUUAAAGGCCCUCGUUCGAUUCGACAUGAAUAAGAUGAUUAAGGAGCAGCAUUGUGAAUAUGUCCCAAAUUACAACAACGCAUUGAUGGAUUUGUCGAAGAAGCAAUACGGAGUCCUUUUUCAACACAAACAAUUUGACGAAGUUUAUGAAGAGAAUUGCAAACCCAUUUAUCCCGACGUUACGGUUCCACCAUUGAUGGAACUUCUGAACAGAGCCGAGCAUCCAGAACAUGAUACGCUGCGUCUCAAGUUGCUAAAAUGGAUGAUCAACGACGAAUUGCUUGCACCUCAUGACUUGGCUCUCAUCACACAAAAAUACUUGCUGCCUAUACUCAUACUGGUGUUCAUGACCACUCACGGUUUCAUUACUGUUUCGGAAGCCGACUUGAUUUUAUACACACUCAGGCAAGUUGAUCUUGAGUUAGUGCCGACCGCUUUGGAAGCUCCAGAAAUUAUCGAUGCACGUGCAUACCGCAUCUCAUUACUAUUCAACAAAUUGGUUCCUCAUAUGGCACAAUCUGUCAUUUUUUCAGGACUCACUCAUUCCAUUGAGCCGACGGUUUUUGAUGGCGUUUUUUUCAACGCUAAAUAUUUGGAAUUUGAAUUCAGUGCAAUUGAUCAUCUCGACGAUCUUACAGCCUAUCGUCUUUAUGCAUAAGAUUAUGUGAAUCCAACCAAGCCGAAUGUUUUGUUUCGGAGUUUAAAAAUAAAUUUUCCAUUUUAGAAUGGAAGUUUGAGGUGGAACAUCAACAAAAUUCAAGUUAAAAGUGUCCGAUAUAUUUGUUUGCAUCUGCUUAACAUCGGGUGGGUAACUACUGCCAAAAUAUGUGGACCACAAAUUCAAAUUCCAAUUCUAUUUCAAAACUUAUCCCUUAAUUCCGAAAAUUAUAAUCCUAAUAGCCAAGUUUUGGGAACGUUUUCCAUUUUUAUUGGGCAUUAGUUUUGUCGGAUAAAACCCCGAAAAUUCCACUUUAUUUCCAAAACUGUAGCACCAAUUUCGGAAGUAGUUACCCUUUCGCUGAACAUACAUUAUAACAGAGAACACUAAUGACGUGUCACUUCGAACGUUUAAGGACACAUUGAAUAAUAUAAACGUCACUGACUUCCUAAUGAAUCGACGUAUUUUCCAGAUGUGCUCCAAUGUACUUUACUUUUCUCGAACAA